Brassica napus (rape) is the source of this 5217-nucleotide messenger RNA. RefSeq names its product structural maintenance of chromosomes flexible hinge domain-containing protein GMI1. The record is from RefSeq and is a predicted model, not a curated record. The transcript is spliced from 37 exons. The coding region runs from base 16 to 5001 and encodes 1661 amino acids. Lineage: Eukaryota; Viridiplantae; Streptophyta; Magnoliopsida; Brassicales; Brassicaceae.
GAAUAUACGUUUAUAAUGAGACUCUUCAUUUACUCUCUCUCUAACUCCACGUCUCUUUAUCCUCUUGUUUCCAAUACUAAAACUCGCUUCUCUAUCGUCCUCUGCGUCUUCUUCUCAUCUGGUUGCGUUUUUUUACAGUUCUAUCUCUGCCUUUCCUCUCAAAAGAUGAGCAACCGGAGACCGCUCAAGAGAGCACUGGUUCAAGUUGAUGAUGAUGAAGAAGAAGAUAAGUUUUACAAACUCAAGAUUCUCUUACCAAACGGCACAAAUGUGACACUCACACUUAAUAACCCACAACCUGAAAUGUCGAUGAGGAAUUUCGUUAAUCUGGUGAAAGAGGAGUAUGAGAAAACUCGGAAGAGCUGUGAGUUGUCAGGAAAAAUGAGGAAACGGAUUGAUUGGAAUCUGGCUGCUGAAUCAUAUCUUGACUUUAACGGUGAAAAGAUUAGAGGAAUGGUUCGACUUGAGACUUUUAAGCCUGAUAUGUGCAAUAUACUACGUCUUGAUGAUGGGUCUGGUGAAGCUACCACUAUGUAUGAGAAUAUGUGGGAUUUGACACCUGAUACUGAUAUGCUUAAAGAACUACCUGAAAAUUAUAGCUUUGAGACUGCUCUUGCGGAUCUAAUUGAUAAUUCUUUGCAAGCUGUGUGGUCUUGUUCCCCUGGUAACAGAAGACUCAUUAGUGUGGAUGUUCUAGAAGAUCGGAUUUCAGUCUUUGAUUCUGGUCCUGGAAUGGACAGUAGCAAGGAAAACUCAAUUGCUAAGUGGGGAAAAAUAGGGGCUUCAAUACAUAGGGCCCACAAAUCCAAAGCUAUCGGAGGCAAACCACCAUACCUUAUGCCAUUCUUUGGGAUGUUUGGAUAUGGAGGUGCAUAUGCGUGUAUGCAUUUGGGAAUGCGUACUUUGGUGUCUUCAAAGACGAAACAGUCCAAGAAAGUAUUCACACUGCAACUCAAUAAAGAAGCUUUGAUUGGCAAUCGUUCUACCUCAGGAAAGAACUGGAAGGUCGACGGUGGAAUGAGAGAUCCUUUGGAGGAGGAAAUGAAGUUAUCUCCUCACGGAAGCUUCACAAAGGUUGAGAUCUUUGAAUGGAAUUGUAAAAUCCCAGAGAUAUAUCAACUUCAGUGCAGACUUAAGGAUAUUUAUUUUCCUUACAUCCAGUAUGAUGAAGUCUCUAAAACGGGAAGGACUCUGAGGCCUGUUGAGUUUCAGGUCCAUGGAGAGGAUUUAACUGAGAUAGUGGGUGGAGAGGUUGCCACCACCAACCUAAACUCCAAGGGUGAAGAGUUUUGGUUUCAGAUUCGAUUCUGCGAAAAAAGAAAAGGGACAUCACAAGAGGCAAACGCUCGUCUCAAGUUUCUAUAUUUUCCAAUCGUCCAUGGAAAAGAAAGCAUUGAUAUAAUUAUGGAAAGCUUAGAGAAGGAAGGAUACAAAGUUUCUGAAAGCUUCCAAGCUUUUGGUCGUGUUUCAGUACGAAGGCUUGGCCGUCUACUCCCAGAAGUUCCUUGGGUAUCAAUUCCAUUCAUGGAAAGAGGAGCCAGAGCCACUACUCUGCAGAAAUGUUGCCAAAGAGUGAAAUGUUUUGUCGAUUUGGAUGCUGGUUUUGUCCCAACACCCUCAAAGACUGAUCUUGCCAGCCAAAACCUAUUCUCUGUGGCUCUGAAAAACUUUGGUAGUAAAUCUAAGGAGAAGGAUAACGGUCAGUUACAAAAAAAAAAAUAUAUAUAUAUAUAUAUUAGUCUAGUGACUAGAGUAGAGUUAACUCUUUGUUCUACAGAUGUUAGUAUGGUGAUUCAUAGAGAAGGAAAAAGUUUGGCGUAUGGGCAAGUGGAGAAGGGUUAUGAGGAAUGGGUUCUUAAGAUGCAUAAGUCAUAUGAUGAAGAAGACGCACUGGGUGAAGAUGAAGCAACCGUUAUUUUUGAUUCUUUGGAUAAGAAAGCUCUUUGCAUAUCUCCUGAUUGUGAAGCUGUGAGGGUGCACAAGGUAAUGAAGCGAAAAAGUAAGUCAUGGGAACGUGGACAGAAGAUCAAGAUUAUGAAAGGAGCAUGUGCAGGAGUUCACAAGAACGAUGUCUAUGCAACCAUUGACUACUUCCUUAUAGAAAACUUUGAAGAUGAGACGGGAGGUGAUGCUCGGAUUAUAUGCAGGCAAAUCAAUUUCUCUGAGGAAGAAGGAUGCAUGCUUUCAACCAUUAAAGGAAUCUCAAAACUGGAAAUUCGAAAAUCUUCAUCUUUCCCAAUUAGUAUUAUAGACACUGAAAAGUGUGUACUGAUUGAUGAUAAUGAAUGGAACAGAAAACUUGUCAAGCAAAAAGAAAAGGAUCCAUCAAGAAUUGAUUUGCUGGAUGAGAAAGACUGCAGAACAUUGAAAUUUAAUGGGGAAACAACUAUUGGUGCAUCAGUGUGUGCUGGACAAACCCCACCACAACAGAUUGUUGCAGUUGUUAGACCUGCUAGCUACACAUCUUCAAAGAUGUCUAAAAAGUUGGACCAGAAACAUAUUGUUAAGGUGGAUGGUGAGAUGCUCAUGGAAGUAGAACUACAAGGCACAGAAAUGAAAUCAAGGGUGAAGAACGCAAAACCUUUGUAUUCGGAUCGAUGUUUUCCUACAAACCGUGGAGGGUUGCAUGGUCUUUACAUCUUUCAACUUGAGUCCAAGAUCCCACACUUGUUCAAGAAAGCUGGCACUUACAUUUUCAGUUUCUCUGUUGGUAAUUCAGUUACUUGUAAAAAGAAGGUGAUUGUUAAACCAUCUUCUAAGGUGGGAAGUUGGAAGCUUGGUGGUAAUCAAGAGACCAUUAAUGUUAGGGUGGGAUCGUCUCUUCCACCUUUAUCUAUCUACUGUUUGGAUGAGUAUGAGAAUCAGAUACCAUUCACUUCUGUUCCAAGUCUGGAAGUUAGACUGAAAGCCAGACCAGAAUUUGAAGUCCCGGUUUACAAGACUGAGGCCAACCUAGAUCGUGGAAUUCUCAAACUCAAGAAUAUGGUCGUUGAGACUGAUGCGUUAGAUGACAUCAGACCAGAUUAUGAAGCCACCUUAGAAAUAUGCUCAAAGGAUGAACUAUUUUCCGUCUCUGUUGCUUGUAUAGUUAAACCAGGGCCUUUGAAGUGUGUUGUCGAAAACGAUACACAGGCUUUAGAAUGCUUGCUUCCGGAUUCUACUGUUGAAAACUUCAUCUUGGAGAUGUUCGAUGAAUAUAAUAACCAUGUUGCAGAAGGUACCAAUGUUCCGAUUUGUACUAGUGGCUUUUUUAUCCAAGACAGGAUGUGCUUAGACUUAAAGGUUGAUAGUGAUGGCUGCAUUGAUCUGUCUGGGAUUCUCAAAGUCACAGCAGGCUAUGGCAAACCCGUAUCACUCUCUAUAAUGUCUGGCAAUAAAGAGAUCUUCAAGAAAGAGUCUCUAGUUGAGAUAAGAGAGCUCAGGCUGUUAACAGAGCUCCCGGAGUACUGUACUGCUGGUACAAAUCUUACAAACCUCAAGUUUAAAGUGACGGAUUCAUAUGGUAUUAUGGAUACUAGUAUCAACAAUGACGAUAAAUCCGAGUGUUUCCACACCUUGAGCAUUGAAUCCGAUUCAAGCAGCGUUGAUAGUACAACCAGAUAUGCCUUUGUUCAUGGCUCCUGCAAAAUCACUUCUCUUUCCUUACCUGAGACUGAGGGUGCCUUCUCUUUCAAGGUUUUCCAUUCUAGGCAUCCUGAGCUUCAUAUGAACCUAAAGAUUCAGCUAACUCCUGCUCAAACAUUUGAAAGAGAUGAGAUUGGUUGUUCUGAACCUAAUCCAAGGAUAUAUCUAACACCUCAAUCAAAGAUGGGUUCAACUACAAAUCCAUUUGUGGUUCCAACUCAACAGACUCCAUCCUCAGAGUUUCUAACUCAACAGACUCCACCUUCACAGUUUAGAGUUUUGUCCAUUAGAGAAAUGUCAUCGGCUAUCAGUAGCCAAACUGCCCCAGUGGAUAUGGCACAGUUCAGUGAGUACACUGAGAUACUAAAAGCAAAGCUCAAUAGUUACACUGAAAGGAUAUCUGAAGCAAAUGAGUGUCUUAAAUGUUUGGAGGCUGAACAAGAAGAGUCUGUGCAAGAGUUGAGUGCCUUGCAAGCUUCUCUGGAACCUCACGGGGUGUCAUUCCCAGAGUGCCUAUCCAACAAAGAAUCGAUGAUGAAACACAUAGAAGAGAAUCAUCAUAACAAAGCAGCAUCAGUGUUCUGUUCUUUGUACAGAAAUGCACCGGCUUCAAAGUCUAUGCUUCUGUCAAAGGAAGGUGUGCUCGGCAUCGUAGCGCUUCUUGGUUCAGUUGCCUCAACCCCUCUAAGCAGGGUAUUGUCUGAGUAUUUGGGAGACGAUACUAUGCUAGCUUUGGUAUGCAAAUCAACACGACCGGGACCGAACAUUGAUCCCAUGCUUCAAGCCGAAGCAGCUAGGCUUGAAAGAUCAAUUACCAGUCGGUUUCAUGUUCUAUGCCUUGGUGCAACUAGUCCCUGGACUGGUGGACUUGUGGAGAAUGAUCCUCAGAGGAAACUAGCCAUGGAUGAUCCAAAACUUCCCGAUGGAGAUCCUAUACCGGGCUUCAUAGGCUACGCAGUGAACAUGAUCAACCUGGCUGAAGAAGAACUAAACAAUAAAACAUAUAAAGGUCACGGGCUUAGGGAAACGCUGUUCUAUGGUCUGUUUGGGAAGUUACAGGUUUAUGAGACCCAAACACAGGUUGAAGAGGCUCUUCUACACAUCAGUGGUGAUGGUGCAGUAUCGUUAGAUGGAUUUAUAGCAAAAGGAAACGAGUUUAUAUGUUCCGGGUGCAGUAAACCGGAGAUUCAUUUCCCGAUAACAGUAAGGGAAAACGAAGAAGAGAAGUGGAGCAACUUGGAAGAAGCAAGAAACAGAGUGAGAAGGGUUGAAAAGAAGUUAGUGGCGGCGAGGUGCUUGUUGAGUAAGUUGGAGAAGAAAAUGAACAAGGCUAAUGAAAGAUAUGACAGUGCAACAAAGCUUUCUCUAGAAAGCUAACCCAGAGCAUGUCAAUCGACUUAAACCUUUUAGCCUUUAUGACUUAUGAGUUGAACCGGAUCCAUAAAUAUUUUCAAACAUUGGUUGACCAGUUGGUAUGGUUAGUUAUGGUUAUGAUAAUCGGUUUGGCUCCCUUUGUAUUUGGGUAGUUUGUUUGUUCUCCAUCUACUUUUACUUUGAUUUUUCUCUUAUGAAAAUAUAUCCAAAUUAUACUGA